UGAGUAUUGUGAGGUCUGCCCGUAGGGUCUCGGCGGCCGUCGGGCGGGGGUCGGGCGGACGCCGGGGGAAGGCGCGAUGGACCAAUGCGUGACGGUGGAGCGCGAGCUGGAGAAGGUGCUGCAGAAGUUCUCCGGCUACGGGCAGCUGUGCGAGCGGAGUCUCGAGGAGCUGAUCCAGUACGUGGCGGGGCUGCGCCGCGAGAUCCUCCAGAGCGAGAAUCAAGAUGGAGAUCUGUCAGGGACGGUAUCACUUGUUAUGACCCAGUGUUGUAAACGAAUAAAGGACACUGUUCAGAAAUUGGCGUCGGAUCAUAAGGACAUCCACAGUAGCGUUUCCCGGGUUGGGAAAGCUAUUGACAAGAAUUUUGACUCUGACAUCAGCAGUGUGGGAAUUGAUGGAUGCUGGCAGGCUGAUAGCCAACGAACUCUGAACGAAGUGAUGGUAGAACACUUUUUCCGGCAAGGAAUGCUAGAUGUAGCUGAGGAGCUUUGUCAGGAGUCUGGACUUUCUAUAGACCAAAGUCAAAAGCAACCAUUUGUGGAGCUCAACCGAAUACUGGAAGCGCUUAAAGUUAGAGUUUUGAGACCUGCAUUAGAGUGGGCUGUAUCAAACAGAGAAAUGCUUAUGGCACAGAAUAGCUCCUUAGAAUUUAAGCUUCACAGAUUAUAUUUUAUUAGUUUAUUAAUGGGUGGAACUGCAAACCAGAGAGAAGCAUUGCAGUAUGCUAAAAACUUUCAACCAUUUGCUCUCAACCACCAGAAAGAUAUUCAAGUUUUAAUGGGAAGCCUAGUAUACCUGAGGCAGGGAAUUGAAAAUUCUCCAUAUGUCCAUUUAUUGGACGCAAACCAAUGGGCAGACAUCUGUGACAUCUUUACGAGGGAUGCUUGCGCUCUGCUGGGACUCUCAGUUGAAUCGCCUCUUAGUGUUAGCUUUUCUGCAGGUUGUGUAGCAUUGCCAGCUCUAAUUAAUAUAAAAGCUGUGAUUGAACAGAGACAGUGCACUGGUGUUUGGAAUCAGAAAGAUGAAUUACCUAUUGAAGUGGACCUUGGCAAAAAGUGCUGGUAUCAUUCAAUAUUCGCCUGCCCCAUUCUUCGUCAGCAAACAACAGAUAAUAACCCACCUAUGAAGUUGGUUUGUGGUCAUAUUAUAUCAAGAGAUGCUCUAAAUAAAAUGUUUAAUGGCAGCAAAUUAAAAUGUCCCUAUUGUCCCAUGGAACAGAGUCCUGGAGAUGCCAAACAGAUAUUCUUCUGAGGACACAGUUCACUAUGUAGUUUAUCCGUGUGUUUUGGAAGACUGAAGCAGGCAAAUGUUCCAUUUUAUGCUGUACAGACCGAGGCGGACUCCUGUGUUUUGUAUAAGCCUAAUGCUCCAGAUUUUUUUGCCAACAUUUAGUGCAGACAUACAGAUUGGAAAAGCUGCAGAAGUAAUAUCUGUUAUAGGGCUUUUACUCUAACCUUGGUCUCCAUAUCUGAUCAAGAUACUACACCAGCAGUUGUCAUUCAGUGCAGGUUUUUAUACUUAAUUGUAUGGUGACUUCACUUUUUAAAGCAGACACCAAUCAACCACAAUAUAAGUAAUAUUUGUCCUGCUUUUAUCACCCUAAUUGAUAAAUAUCACCAUAAAGAAUGUGUGGGGAAAGUUUUUAUUUCCUUAGUAUGUAAAUAAUUGAGAGAGAAUUUCAGCAAAAAGUUUGAUAAACUGAAUAGUGGUUAUAGACAUACCUGUAUUUCUGUUACUAUUUCCCCCCCCUACCCAAAGCUGUGAUAUUCUGAGGUUUGUUUUUUUUCUGUUAAACAUUUUCCAGCUUUUAAACAGAAUUCCAAUUGAAUGUGCUUAUAUAUAUAUAUAAACUACAUAAAUAUAUAACAGAAUUCAAAAUCAUUUCUAAUUUAGAAAGAUAGCAAUUGAAUAAGGACGCCUAAAAUUGGGAAUCUCGUUCAGUUGAUUUCAUGACUGAGAGCUCUUUGUGUAGCUGAGAGUAUUCAAUAAAGUGGAGCUCUGGAUUGGGAAGAAGCUUUUGUCAAUGAAUACUUGCUCUCCAGCUUUUUUAGUCAUAAUCUAAGCUUUGUAUUCAAGAUCAAUGUCAUGUUGCUGUACAGUUUACUAGACAUGAUAGUUACAUUAUUUAUAAAGUUAUCAGAACCAAAUAAACUGUUGAUAAUGUUCAUUGUUGGGGGAAAGAACAUGUUCCAGUAAUCUAAAGUAAUCUGGUAAGUCUGUUUAUUUAUCACAGGAAUGGGUCUCCAUUUUAUUAGAAAUGCAUACGUAUUCUGCAAACAAGAGCAUUGUGCAUGUGACCUUGUCACCAUUGGUACCCCGACAGCUAAUAUCACUUACUUUUUAAAUUUUUUAUAUUUGGUGACAAAGUGUAUAUCUAGACUAGAGGUUUAACUGGUUUUGACUGUCAUUCUCUCUUCCCAGAAAAACCUAAAAAUCACAGUCUAGAAAGGGAGUAUCUCUAAAUAUCGCUAAUAUUUUGAGUGUCCUUAUCAACUUACAGUGCCCUGAAUUCUAUGGAGAAAGCUAUGAUAGUAUAGGUAGUAGUAUAGAUAAUAUAUAGGUACUAUAUAGUUAAUAUCUGAAGUGAAUAUGUCCUUCUAUGUACAUGGCAAAUUUCUUGUGUGUUUUCAUUGCACUGUCCUGAAAUAGGGCAAAGAAGCAAGUAGGUAUGAUACAGGAGUGGACAAUUGUGGGGGGGCUGGGGGCAGUUUGUGAGGCACUCCACACUCUGCAGGGCACUCGGUAGAACUCCUUGGGAAGGCUAAAGUAGCCACUUCUCACUUCAAAGCAAGUGAGGUUUCCCACUUUAGGCAGUAUUAGCACUUCACAGCAGAUUUCAGCAGCAGUGUUUUUACUGCUGCCAUGAAUUUCACCUUCCCAGGGAGAGGCGAGGGCCGUAUCUUACCCAUCCCUGUUAUAAUACAUGAAAUAAUAGAUUGCUUUUACUGUGUUGCUUAAAAACCACGACAAAGAACUAAACUUUGUAUGGUUGGAUACUAAAAUAUGAGUUAAAUGCACUACAGAGAAGAAUGUUGAUAAAGAUUUUAUGUGCUUUGGCCUUGGACUCUAGUGAAUGAAUGGUCAAUACCAUUAACCAACUACGUAGAGAUUUUGUUAUAGUAAGCGGUAUAUAAGUAUUAUUAAUAAAUAAGAAUACACCAAGGCAGACUGAUUCUGUUCGAGCAGAAAAACAGAAGAUGUAGAACAAUACUCUUGAAUUAUCUUUUUUGCAAAGUAAGUUAUAUCUGCAAAGUAAGUUAUAUGAAGAAAACUGAUAAAACUAAUGAUAAACAAGUGAGCAUGUUUUCCAUGCAAAUUUCUAGUCUCAUUGUUUUUAACAUGAAAGGGAACUGCAUAUUCAGCAAACCAAAUGCAUAUUUAUACUCAAAGUGAUGUAAAAAAACUUUGAAAAAACAUGGGUGUAACUUGCAUCUCCAUCUAAGGUGAACAAUGCAGAAAUAUCUGCAGACCUAAACACAAUUGCAUGUAGAUGGUCCUUUGAUUUCACUGGUAUAUGGGUGUACUUACGUUAACUGCUUGGGUUUACAGCCAGUGGCCCAAUAGCCCCUGCUUGUCCUGCGAAUUUAUAUCAGCAAAUAUAAGGAGUAACACCAACACACCAAUAUAUAAGGACUGACAUGGUUUUAAUGGAUGCCAAGGGAUUAAAAGGGUAUGCUCUCUCUCAACCAGUGAGGGAUAAACUCCUAGCCAAGUAAUUCUGUGAGGGAAAUUGGUGGAUAUUUGCAUUGUUUCACAAUCCACAGAUUAGAUUAAUUCACCAUCAGUUCUAUGAUGGGAUGGCAUGGAGAGGAUGUGGGCUGCCGCUUGAUCCAUGUGGCUGCUGCCAUGUGCUUGUACACUUCCCAGAAUUCAUGGACACUUGUGAUCUUUUAUGAAUGAUAAAUUUCCCCUAUGCUUGGACCUCUUCUGCUUAUUCUGUUACGUCCAACGAGAAGAAGGCUUCGUGUUAGUAGCUUCAUUUUUGGUUUUCGUGAAAAUGGGACAGUAUAAUCAGAUCUAAUAAAUGUAAGAAAACCAGCAAUGUUUUUUCACAGUGACAAACCCAACUGGUUUGUAAGAGCUGUAUUUUUAGUGUACCGGAGUAUGUAUUUAAAUUCGAGAUUUAUAUUGAGGUAUAGAAGUAUUAAUAAAGAAAUUAAGAAGGGCUGGAUCCAGAUUUAUGCAGGAUCAGUUGUGCUGUCGGUAGUGAGCUCCCCACCACCACCGCCCCUUUCCACCCCAGCCCCUCCAGUUCCUUGCAAAUGCUACAUAGAGAGUUAGGGGAGCCUGCUGAAUGGGGUGCUGGUGGCGUGGGACCACCAAAAAUUAAGCAGUGGGACCUUCUGCAAACAGCCCUUCCUCUUGCGGCAGGCAGACCUUGGAUCCAGCCCCUAGUGUUUUUAAGCUGCAGCCCUAGUGACACAUUUAUUUGUGUAGGGAUUUCCCCUUCCCCACAGAUUCCCAAGAACGACAGCCCUCUACGUGUGUCUGAUUUAGCAAAUAUUUACCCAUUACUUUGAGAGAGAGCAACACCCAUCAUUAGAGCUGACAAUGAAUGGUAGAGAUAGCAGUGUAUCUUAGUGAUGAUGAAAUGAUACGUAUGAACAUGUUUGCUGUAUGAAAUAUGUUCAGAUGAGUUGUGCGCUUUGCUAGGCACUAGACCGCAAAUUAAAUUCAUUCUUGCGUUCAGCAUGGAGAACUGAGACUCCAUUUUGGCAGCUCUCUGCUUAUCCUGAGGAAGAUGUGAUUACAGACUUGAAUGAAUGCAUGGGGAUGGCCAACAGGUAGAGCUUUACUAGGCUGACUAUACUUCCAGAUAAUGUAUUAUGUUACACUGUCACUGUAAUGAGUAAAAAUCUUUGCUAAA
Molecule: messenger RNA, 4868 nt
Organism: Elgaria multicarinata webbii
Lineage: Eukaryota; Metazoa; Chordata; Lepidosauria; Squamata; Anguidae
Gene: RMND5A
Product: required for meiotic nuclear division 5 homolog A
Exons: 9
Coding region: 77-1252 (391 amino acids)
Biological process (GO): proteasome-mediated ubiquitin-dependent protein catabolic process
Cellular component (GO): nucleus; GID complex; cytoplasm
Molecular function (GO): protein binding; ubiquitin protein ligase activity
Source: RefSeq, a predicted model, not a curated record